Harmonia axyridis is the source of this 709-nucleotide messenger RNA. RefSeq names its product jerky protein homolog-like. Bases 259 to 645 code for a protein of 128 amino acids. NCBI's taxonomy places the organism in Eukaryota, Metazoa, Arthropoda, Insecta, Coleoptera, Coccinellidae. Gene Ontology annotation, molecular function: nucleic acid binding. The transcript is spliced from 2 exons. The record is from RefSeq and is a predicted model, not a curated record.
UCUCUCUGAUCACCAAAUUUAUAAUGCCGAUGAGACGGGCUUAUAUUGGAAACUGCUGCCUGAUAAAACUUACGUCGCUCUUCAUGAAAAAACUGCACCUGGUUUAAAAAUAUCGAAGCAAAGAGUCACAUUUCUGGGAUGUGUUAAUGCAUCAGGCUUCCAUAAGUUGAACCCACUUUUAAUUGGAAAGGCAAAAUCCCCCAGAUGCUUUAAAAUUUUGAUAACCCAAUUGUGUAUAAGAACACUAAAAAUGCCUGGAUGACUCAAGAAAUUUUCAGAAAUUGGUUCUUCAAGCAGUUUGUCCCCGAGGUCACGUCCUAUUUAAGAAGUGAAAAUCUCCCUGUGAAAGCUGUCUUGCUUUUAGAUAAUGCUCCAUCUCAUCCACCAGCCGAAGAAUUGAAAAGUUCGAACGGAAAUAUCUUUGUUAUUUAUAUGCCUCCAAAUAUAACCCCACUUAUUCAACCAAUGGACCAAAACGUGUUACGUCUUACUAAACUAUUUUAUAGGAAGAGCGUAUUGAGUUCAAUGAUUACUAAACGUGGAACAGUUGCAGAUGCACUCAAAAGCUUGACUCUCAAAGACGCUGUCAUACAUUUACACAUGGCAACAAUUGAAUCCGUCAGUAAUUCAAAAAUGUUGGCAUAAUAUUUUGGGAAGAACAAGAGAUGAGUAGACUUCAAGAAAUUUGGAACAACGAAGUAACAAAUAA